GGAAAGGAGCAAGGGGGAAGGAAAGGGAAGGAAGGGAACAGAAAGGAACAGAAGGGAAACUAAGGGGACUGCUCUUUUGGGAACAUGUUUGCCUGGUAAGCAAGAGGACCUAAUUUUCACUACAGAACCUAAGUGAAAUGCCAGGGGUGCCAAGCACGGUGGCAAAAGGCUUAGCCACCCUAGCACUUGAGACUGAGGUAGGCAGAGCUCUGUGAGCUGGAAGGCUGCCAAGUCUAUGUAGCAAAUUCUAAGAUGCUCCAUGAUACAGAAUGAACAGGCUGUUUAAAAAGACAAAAAACAAACAAACAAACAAACAAACAAACAAGCAAAACAGCCAGGACUGGUGGGGCAUGCUUCUAAUCCCAGUGCUGCGUGGGAUGCUGGGUAGGAAGCAUUUCUUUUGGAAAAAAAAAUCUCUACAAAUCUCUGUUGAGAGUUAAAAAAAAUGUGUAAUAUAACCUUUACCUUAUAGUUUAGUCAGCAUGGUUUUUUUCAAAGUGUACACUCAAUUAACUGUUACAGACUCGUUAGUUUCUCUAAGAUGCUUGCUGGUUAUCUGGUCCAAGUCCUGUGAUGCUUUCUCAGCCUCAGACUCCAUUUGGAAGCAGCAGAGCCAAACCGUUCCACCCAGAAUUGAAAUCACGAGCUGGCACUCCAUUUACUGUUCUUGAAGAUAAGGCUGUAUACGAGAACCCAUAGGUUUUUUUUUGUUUUGUUUUGUUUUUUUAAUCCAAAAUGUUAUAGUGAACGAUUAAAUUCCUGUUUUUAACAAGUUACUUCUAAUGAAAUGGAUAAAAAGAGACAAUACUGUCCUAUAAAUUAUUAUAUUUAAAAAACUGUCCCCAAUUCCCAAUUUCCCACAUACCCACAUGUGCACACAUGGUAACAGAAACACACACACACACACACACACACGUACACACACUACAUCAGCUAUGAUGAGAAAGGAAGUUUAUUGUGAAGUAAGUUAAGAAAUACAAACACAACUGAAGGAGCCAGAGAUUCUCUGCUGGGCUACUUGGGCAUUCUGCAGGUAGGUUACAUUUUGCUCUGGUUUGCCUUAGCACAGGCUAAGUCUGCAAUGUCUGAUAAUUGGAUGUUUCCUGGGGAGCACAGAGCCUGCAGAAGCUUGACAUUUGCACAGUUCACAAGCCACAGCAGAGCUCUCCCCAAUACCUCUGCUUCUGCAUAGGCUCAGUAUGUUUCUCCUGAGUGAUGACAACUGAAACCUUGAGCUUCUGUGGGUAUGGACUCUGUUGACCUGAGAGGAUUCAUUCCCAACCAUUUUGGCCACUCCUAAAUGGCAGCAUUCCUUGGAAGAUGUCACAGUCUGCUUGGAAAAGGCAUAGGGAAAACAGAAUACAUAGGACCAGACAACAGGAUGCAGAAGAGAAUCCUAAGCUAUGACACAUCCAGGAUCCAGGAAGUGAGCAUGGGCAUCCUCACACCUGACUUGGGCAGGAUAUAAAGACCCCAGGGUCAGGAGGCUCCACACUGCACAUCUUCCUCUCCACCUGCUCCUCUGAUCUACUCCAUCCUCAACCAAACACCAGAACCAUGACCUGCUGUGGCUGUUCAGGAGGCUGUGGCUCCAGCUGUGGGGGCUGUGGCUCCAGCUGUGGGGGCUGUGGCUCUGGCUGUGGGGGCUGUGGCUCCAGCUGCUGCAAGCCUCCUGUGUGCUGCUGUAAGCCUGUGUGCUGUUGUGUUCCUGUCUGUUCCUGCUCAGGCUGUGGAGGCUGUGGCUCCAGCUGUGGAGGUUGUGGCUCCAGCUGUGGGGGCUGUGGCUCCAGCUGUGGAGGCUGUGGCUCUAGCUGUGGGGGCUGUGGCUCCAGCUGCUGCAAGCCUGUGUGCUGCUGUGUGCCUGUCUGUUCCUGCUCCAGCUGUGGAGGCUGCAAGCCCUGCUGCUGCCAGUCCAGCUGCUGCAAGCCCUGCUGCUGCCAGUCCAGCUGCUGUAAACCCUGUUGCUGUCAGUCCAGCUGCUGCAAGCCCUGCUGCUGUCAGUCUUGCUGCUGCAAGCCCUGCUGCUGUCAGUCUAGCUGCUGCAAGCCCUGCUGCUGUCAGUCCAGCUGCUGCAAGCCCUGCUGCUGUCAGUCUAGCUGCUGCAAGCCCUGCUGUUCAUCAGGCUGCGGGUCUUCCUGCUGUCAGGACAGCUGCUGAAGCUGUCUGCCACGUCCCCAUGUGCUGCCAGUGCAAGAUCUAAGACUCUUCUCAUCUUGACCUUCCCCUCUGAAGUACCUUCCUCAGCUGUGGCCUCCAGUUUAUCUCCAGGUUCCUGAUUAUCCUGCUUGUUCCCUUAGCACUCCUGCUUCCCACAGCUUCAACUCAAAAUUGGAUUUUGAGUUGAAUGGAUUUUGAGUGCCAUGAAGAGGCCAUCUGCUCAUCUACUAUGGGCUAACAAAUUCUCCUCUGCACUCAUGUACCUCUAGUGCCCUCACCCACCUCUUGCAAUAAGGUGAGCAUUCAGACUUACUUGGACUUGUAAGCCAAGGAAUAGCAAUCCCUGCUUUAUCUUAAGUUGAAAAUCACAAACUAAUAAACACAUCCCAUGGACCAAUGCAAGCAUGCCUCAUUCAUUUAUCCUGUCCCUGGCUCUCACUCCAUGGU
Mus musculus (house mouse) is the source of this 2604-nucleotide messenger RNA. RefSeq names its product predicted gene, 46022. Lineage: Eukaryota; Metazoa; Chordata; Mammalia; Rodentia; Muridae. The transcript has 3 exons. The record is from RefSeq and is a predicted model, not a curated record. Bases 1558 to 2157 code for a protein of 199 amino acids.